AUGCCUCGCUACCUCACGCCGGCGCGCAUUUGCUGCCUGGUGUUGAUCCGCCAAUAUCAGUCUGGCCAUACAUCGUCUGAAUCCUCGCUCCGCGUCCUCGACUUUCUCGCAACCCACGUAACCGCUUCACCCGAAAACGACUUCGAAGCGGUAUCAGAGCGCAACAAGCUUUCUUCAUCAGACAUCACAUAUCUGGCCGAGAGACUUUCGCCAUGGAGCUCCAAAGUUACCGGCCGGAAUAUGUACGAUAUGCUACUCAAACGCAUCUGGUCACUUCAUGGUCUGGAUUCUCUACACAACCUGAUCAAUCGCCUCAACUCCGACGGUGUUCCUUUUGAUGAGGAAGGCAAUCCUAUCCCAUCGAAACAAAUCACCCCUGGCUCGCCACUCGGUCAAUUCAUUCGAAGAUGUUAUGUUGAAUUCACAAGACUGCAAUUUGCUGACUCUCAGGCACUCUGGAACUCUUUCGUAGCCUAUCGCGCACUGACAUAUGAGGACUGGGCAACGAAGAAUCCAGACGCAGCAAGAGAGCUCGAGGAGACGCAGAACCUGACCAACGUGCCGGCAUUGCCCAGGAAUGCCUUCAACGACGACACCGCAGAAGCCAAAUCCAACUCAAGCGUCGUCGAUGCUGAUAUGCUGCUCGGCUUUUCCAUCUACCAAUUGCAAAACCUCGGCACGCGAGUACCAGGAGAUGUGAAGACGCAGCUGGGCAAGUGGAUUGGCGACCAGUGGGAUUCAGGGACGCAAUCGCUUCACUUCUUCAUGGAGUUCUUCGAUCAUUGGAGGUCUGGCCAGUACAACAUGGCACUCGAGAGCCUGCACCGAUAUUUCGAUUACUCGCUUGCCGCGAGGACAGGUGCUGACAACAUGAGGGUCUACUACCAGUACGCUUUGCUUCACUUGAGUGUGCUGCAUGCCGAUUUCGAGUGCUGGGAUGAAAGCGUCGACGCGAUGAACGAGUGCAUAGCAACGGCACGUGAGAACCAGGAUACGGCCUGUCUGAACUUCGCCUUGUCCUGGCUACUAUAUCUUCGACAUGCUCAUCCAGACAAGAGCAGAUCAUCGUUCGCAACUAUCUCAGGCGCCGUUGGCAGUGGUGGUGGGGAGCAUGACGAGAUAGCGUUUUUGAAGCAAAAAGCAAGAGAUGGCAAACACUGGGUGCUGCUCAGCAAUACGUUGCUCGAAGAAGCGAAACUGGAGAUGUUCAGCGGUGGCAGCGCGAAUCGUGCCCAAGAAUACAUACUUCAGGCGAUGUACCUGAAUGUCCUUCACGACCUUCAAAACCUGGCACCUGCUGCUGCGCUCUUUCAUGGUGCAAGUCAUGAUCGCCUUGGCCAGGCACAGCUCGCAACCAGGUCGUACGAGUUAGCCACAGUUGUGCACGAUGUCCAUUGUUCACUAAACGAUCGCGUUCGCUCAAGCUGUCGACUCGCUUUUGCUUCGGCACUUUCUGGGCAUUACUCCAAGGCGAUGGCAAUGCUUGACAGCCUCAACCCAACCAUCAGAGGAGUGCUAAAGCUGGAGCAGCGCAUUUUGGCAUUUGCCACGAUUGUGCAGCUACGGCGACAACUACAUCGCGGCGAACUUGAAGCGGCAAGUUACUUCCUGAACCAACUCCGUCCACUCCGGUCCUUUAGCGAUCCUGAGAUCGUGUUUGAGGUGAACUUGUUGGAAAUUGAGUUCUUCAUCAAGCAAGGAUCAUUCGAAGAAGCAUUGACCAAAGUCGGCGAACGCAUCAGAGAAUCGAAAGGAAGAGGGACUGACAUGGCCCAACGUCUCCACCUUCUCAUACUGAAAAGCAGGAUAUACCUUGCUGGUGGACAGGCAGUCAAAGGGUUUGCUGUCUCGUUGAGGGCUACUUCAACUGCGGAGCGUCACCUGCUUAUGCCUGUUUUACAUGAGGGUCUCGCAGUUCUAGCACGGAUCCUUAUCGAGUUGUCCGAGUACGCAGUAGCCAGAGACCUGAUUGAGGCCACUCUGCCACAGGUCCUUGAGUCGAAGAACGUCACAUUGACUGCCAAGAUGUUUGUGACCAUGGGCGAGGCAUGCGUUGGGUUCGCUGGCUAUUGCUGCGAGGCCGGCUCAGCUGAGCAGGCUCGCAGUAUGCGGAGGGCUCUCGGCCUCAUUGAGCGAGGCAGAGUUGCAUACCAAAGGAUAGAGGACAUCAGUGGCAUGCUUGACUGUCUGCUGAUGAAAUCGAAGAUUGCCAACUGGAGCGGGGACGAGACAACAUCUGCGCAGGCCGAUGAGAUGUACAUGCAGCUUCUCGCUGACCGCUGA
Molecule: messenger RNA, 2283 nt
Organism: Zasmidium cellare ATCC 36951
Lineage: Eukaryota; Fungi; Ascomycota; Dothideomycetes; Mycosphaerellales; Mycosphaerellaceae
Exons: 7
Coding region: 1-2283 (760 amino acids)
Biological process (GO): protein K11-linked ubiquitination; anaphase-promoting complex-dependent catabolic process; positive regulation of mitotic metaphase/anaphase transition
Cellular component (GO): anaphase-promoting complex
Source: RefSeq, a predicted model, not a curated record